This is a messenger RNA of Eublepharis macularius, 978 nucleotides long. RefSeq names its product olfactory receptor 6X1-like. NCBI's taxonomy places the organism in Eukaryota, Metazoa, Chordata, Lepidosauria, Squamata, Eublepharidae. The transcript has a single exon. Bases 1 to 978 code for a protein of 325 amino acids. Gene Ontology annotation, biological process: G protein-coupled receptor signaling pathway. Gene Ontology annotation, molecular function: G protein-coupled receptor activity; olfactory receptor activity. Gene Ontology annotation, cellular component: membrane. The record is from RefSeq and is a predicted model, not a curated record.
AUGGAUUUGACUAACUGUUCAAGGGUGGAAGAAUUCAUACUCCUUGGAUUCCCACAUGUCUGGGGAAUCAAUAUCACUUUAUUUGUACUUGUCCUCCUGCUCUACAUUUUAUCUAUUGCAGGGAAUUGUCUUAUCAUUGUCAUGGUGAGAGCUGACUACAGGCUCCAAAAGCCAAUGUAUUUCUUCCUUAGCAACCUCUCUUUCCUUGAGGUAUGGUACACUACUGCUGUUGUCCCUAAGAUGUUGGCCAACCUUCUCUCAGAAAAGACCACCAUCUGCUUCUACUGCUGCAUGGCACAGUCCUACUUCCACUUCCUCUUCGGCAUCACAGAGUUCUACAUCUUGACUGUCAUGUCAUUUGAUAGGUACGUGGCGAUCUGCCAGCCGCUGAGAUAUUCCACCAUCAUGACCUCUAGCCUCUGCCUUCAGCUUGCACUGGCUGCCUGGUUUGGGGGAUUUUUCACCAUCCUGUUGCAGACUAUAUUAGUGGUAAGGCUUCCCUACUGUGGCUCGAACAUUGUCAACCAUUUCUACUGUGACAUAGGACCGAUGCUGAAGAUUGCAGGUGGCGACACACAUCUCAUUGAAGUGAUCGGCUUCUUCAUUGCUGUGGCUGUGAUAUUGACCUCUCUGCUGUUGACCGUGGUGUCUUACAUCUUCAUCAUCUCCACCAUUCUCCGCAUCCCUUCUAUUAGUGGUCAGCAGAGGGCCUUUUCCACCUGUGCCUCUCACCUGACCGUGGUCAGCAUCUUGUACGGGGCUGUCCUUUUCAUCUACUUAAGACCUAGUGCCAAGCACUCAUCUUUCAGCCUCAAUAAAGCCAUCUCCGUGCUUAACACUGUGGUCACCCCUGUGCUCAACCCUUUCAUAUACACCAUCAGGAACAAUGAAGUCAAGGAAGCUUUACGGCAAUCCUUACAAAAGAAGGCUUUGAGUUUUCCUAAAGUCCACCUGCUGGUCUGUACAGCAAAAGGCUAA